AACAGGCUUUACAUCAACAAACCCUGCCUCGCUGCCAGCUCGCUCAGGAGCCUGCGUUUGUGCUCGCGUGCGUUCAGACACAGCAGCUGCGCGCGUGUGUGCGUACGUGUGCGCGUGUGUGCGCGCGUGUGUCUUCGCAUGCGUGAGCACGCGUGGCCCGUGUGCCUUCCGCCACUCACCUGAGGAUACCCCACUGUCUGCCUCCGGCCACCUUCGUCUCAGAUCCCCAGCCACCAUGCCUCACCGACUCACCCUCAGCCUGCUGGUCUGGAGCUGCGGCCUGCUGGUCCAUAACUGCACAGCGCAAGAGGGGGACUGCCACUGCAACCUGAGCCACGGGCGGUGUGAUGAGAGUGGCGUGUGCAGGUGCGACCCAGGCUGGGAGGGGCCUCAGUGUGAAGACUGCGUGCGCAUGCCGGGGUGCGUCCACGGCUCCUGUGACCAGCCCUGGCAGUGCACCUGCGAGAGCGGGUGGGCCGGACGCUUCUGCGACAAAGAUAUCUAUGUGUGCGCCAAUGAGCAGCCCUGCCAGAACGGAGCCACAUGCUUCACCAAUGACAUGGGGGAUUACUCAUGCUUCUGUCCCGAGGGCUUCCAUGGCAAGCACUGCGAGCUGAAGACAGGGCCUUGCCAGAGGACCAGGUCCCCCUGUAAGAACGGCGGUCUGUGCGAGGACAGUAACGGCUUUGCCUCGGAGCUGUCGUGCCGGUGCCUGGCGGGCUUCGUGGGGCUGCGCUGCGAGGUGAACGUGGAUGACUGCCUGAUGCGGCCCUGCGCCAACGGCGCCACCUGCGUGGACGGGGUCAACCGCUUCUCCUGCCUCUGCCCCGCGGGCUUCGCCGGCCGCUUCUGCACCGUCAACGAGGACGAUUGCGCCAGCCGGCCGUGCCUCAACGGCGGGCGCUGCCUCGACCGCGUCAACGCCUUCCAGUGCCUCUGCCCCCCCGGAUUCACCGGGGCCACCUGCGAGGGCGAGCUGUGGAGGCCCGGCCCAGAGACCCGCGCGCCCGCCUGGACCUCCCAGGGCUGGGCGGGAGGGGGAGGGGCCGGGGCGUCGCAGGGCAACUCCUCCCAGAGGGUGACACCCAGCAGAGCAGGCCAGCUGCUGAAGAUCUCGGUGAAGGAGGUGGUGACGCAGCGAGGGGCGGGGCUGACAGAAGCCCAGCUCAUCACCCUCCUGGUGCUGGGGGGGAUGACGCUCGCCGUGGUGGCGCUGACGGCCGCCCUGGUGCUGCGGGGCCACUGGCGGGACCGCUGCGCCCGCUGCCGCUGCGAGCCCCCGAGGGCACACCACACCCCUGCCGAGCAGGACUGCAAGAUCAGCUUCCUGCAUGACCCCGCCCCCGGGCUGGAGAAGAAGAGGCUGAACACACAGGUCAUUUAGCCCCGCCCAA
Messenger RNA from Megalops cyprinoides (Indo-Pacific tarpon), 1394 nucleotides. It is a transcript of the gene dlk2, whose product is annotated as delta-like 2 homolog (Drosophila). The record is from RefSeq and is a predicted model, not a curated record. Bases 236 to 1384 code for a protein of 382 amino acids. Gene Ontology annotation, molecular function: calcium ion binding; Notch binding. Lineage: Eukaryota; Metazoa; Chordata; Actinopteri; Elopiformes; Megalopidae. The transcript has 6 exons.